CUCACCCACCACUGUACACGUGUUAUGAUCUUUCCAUUUUUUCUUCCCUGUGGAAGACUGUUUCAGAACUCAUAAAUAUUGAGAAUGCAUGGCCAUUAAUGUUUUGUUUUAGCUUUAGCAUUUAGCUAGACAAGUUAGCACCUUAGUCACUGGCCUCGCACUUCGCUAGUCAUGGCUGCUUCUGUAUCUUCUUUGGUCUUUUUGUUAUUGGUUUUAGGUGGACUUGGUUUUUGCAUGGCCAGCCAGAUUGGCUUGGGUUCGAGAUUGCUGGCCAGUGAAGAUCGAGCAUGGGUUUCAGAUAAUGGCACAUUUGCAUUUGGGUUCACUAAAGCAGACAGUACUCAUGAACAAUUUCAACUCGCAAUUUGGUUCGCGGAUCUUCCUGGAGAUCCAACCGUGGUCUGGUCAGCUAACAGAAACUCUCCGGUCACCAAAGACGCGUCCUUGGAGCUGGACACCACCGGCAACCUCUUUCUCAUUGAUGGAGACACCACCGUAUGGAUGUCAAACACCUCCGGUGCUGGCGUCGAAACAGCAGUCAUGACAGAAUCCGGCAACUUCAUCCUCUUCACAAGCACCAACCACACUGCUUGGCAAAGUUUUUCACACCCAUCAGAUACUCUCCUCCCGAACCAGCCUUUAACAGUCUCUCUUGAGCUAACAUCUCCAAAAUCACCUUUACAUGGUGGGCAUUACUCACUUAAAAUGCUACAACAGCCCACCUCACUCAGCCUCGCUUUGACAUAUAACUUGCCUGAAUCAUAUGAUGCUUCCCCUAAAGCUUACGCCAACUAUUCCUAUUGGCCUGGACCCGACAUUUCCAAUGUUACUGGGGAUGUUGUUGGGGUCUUAGACGAAGCUGGAAGCUUUGGAAUCGUGUAUGGAGAGUCAUCCAAUGGAGCGGUUUACGUGCAUAAAAACGAUGGCGAUUAUAAUGGUUUAUCUUCUGCUACAAAUCAAUCAACUCGGUUAUCAGCUCGUCGAAGAUUGAUACUUGAGACUAAUGGGAAUUUACGUUUGUAUAGAUGGGAUAAUGAUGUUAAUGGUUCCCGCCAGUGGGUAGCCGAGUGGGCAGCAGUGUCGAACCCUUGUGAUAUUGCUGGUGUUUGUGGUAAUGGGAUAUGUAGUUUGGACAGAAGCAAGACUAAUGCUUCUUGUACAUGCUUGCCUGGUACUUCUAAGGUAGGCAAUGGCAUAUGCUCAGAGAACUCAUCAUUGAUUGGAAAAUGUGAUGCGGCAAACGUAAAUCACACUUCUGAGUUUAGGAUGGCCACGGUGCAGCAAACCGAUUACUAUUUCCCUGAAUUUUCAGUUAUAGCUAAUUACAGCGAUAUUCCCACAGUGUCCAAGUGCGGCGACGCUUGUUUAUUGGAUUGUGAGUGUAUGGCCUCUGUUUAUGGGCUUGACGAUGAGAAGCCUUACUGUUGGCUGUUGAGGAGCUUGGACUUUGGUGGAUAUGAAGACCCUGGCUACACUUUGUUCGUCAAGGUCAGGUCGAAUGGUUCCGUGGCUCCAGCAGGAGAUAAGAGGGGAUCGGGUGACGGGUCUGGGGAAAACAAAGGGACGGUCUUGGUUCUCCCUAUAGUUCUCAGCAUGACAUUUCUUAUGGGCCUCCUCUCCCUAUUGUUAUAUUACAAUGUUCAUAAAAGGAGAACUUUGAAAAGAGCUAUGGAGGGUGCUUUCAUUCUUUCUGGGGCUCCAAUAAAUUUUAGCUAUCGUGACUUGCAGGUUCGUACCUCCAAUUUCUCACACCUGCUUGGAACAGGAGGAUUUGGGAGUGUGUACAAAGGAAGCCUUGCUGAUGGGACUUUGAUUGCUGUAAAGAAAUUGGACAAGGUCUUGCCUCAUGGAGAGAAGGAAUUUAUAACUGAAGUGAACACCAUUGGCUCCAUGCACCACAUGAACCUGGUUCGUCUAUGUGGGUACUGCUCUGAAGGAUCGCACCGUCUUCUUGUUUACGAGUUCAUGAAAAAUGGGUCCUUGGACAAAUGGAUAUUUCCUUCCUAUAAUUGCCAGAGCAGAUUGCUGGAUUGGUCUACUCGUUUCCAUAUAGCCAUUGCUACUGCACAAGGAAUCGCAUACUUCCACGAGCAGUGCAGAAAUCGGAUAAUACACUGCGAUAUCAAACCGGAGAACAUCUUAUUAGAUGAAAAUUUCUGCCCCAAAGUAUCAGAUUUUGGAUUAGCUAAGCUAAUGGGAAGAGAACACUCACAUGUUAUUACUAUGGUCAGAGGAACUAGAGGAUAUUUAGCUCCAGAGUGGGUCGGCAACAGGCCUAUAACCGUAAAGGCCGAUGUUUAUAGUUAUGGAAUGCUACUUCUGGAGGUCAUCGGUGGUCGGAGGAACCUCGACAUGUCUUUUGAUGAAGAGGACUUCUUUUACCCCGGAUGGGCUUUUAAGGAGAUGACAAAUGGGAUGCCGAUGAAAGCAGCAGAUAGAAGACUGGAAGGCGCAGUUAAAGAAGAAGAAUUGAUGAGAGCGCUGAAGGUUGCCUUCUGGUGCAUUCAAGAUGAAGUGUUUAUGAGACCUUCAAUGGGAGAAGUGGUGAGGAUGUUAGAAGGAUCAAUGGAGAUGAACACACCACCAAUGCCACAGACUGUCUUGGAGCUAAUAGAGGAAGGAUUAGAUCACGUAUACAAGGCCAUGAAGAGAGAACUAAACCAGUUUAGCUCCUUCACCAUCACUAGUCAUGAUCCUUCAUCUCUUGCUACUUGCAGUUAUUCAACAAUGUCGCCUAGAUAGCCUGCUUUGAAUCAGCAAUUUCUUCACUGACACACAUAUUAACCAAGAGAAAUUAAGGCCGAGUCCAGGUUCUCUAUGGGCUGCAAACUGUAUUCAUAGUGGUCUUUUUAAGUCAUCUACUUGGAUUUUCUUGCUCAGUAGCGUUGGGCUUUUCUGCGAGACUUUGUUUUUCUCUUUACUGGUUAAUCAUAUUGAAGGAAUUAAAUUUUCUUUCUGGCCGUCA
Hevea brasiliensis (rubber tree) is the source of this 2965-nucleotide messenger RNA. Its product is annotated as G-type lectin S-receptor-like serine/threonine-protein kinase At5g24080. The coding region runs from base 172 to 2742 and encodes 856 amino acids. The record is from RefSeq and is a predicted model, not a curated record. The transcript has 5 exons. Gene Ontology annotation, molecular function: ATP binding; protein serine/threonine kinase activity. Gene Ontology annotation, biological process: protein phosphorylation; recognition of pollen. NCBI's taxonomy places the organism in Eukaryota, Viridiplantae, Streptophyta, Magnoliopsida, Malpighiales, Euphorbiaceae.